Molecule: messenger RNA, 1512 nt
Organism: Penicillium vulpinum
Lineage: Eukaryota; Fungi; Ascomycota; Eurotiomycetes; Eurotiales; Aspergillaceae
Product: PRKCSH domain-containing protein
Exons: 2
Coding region: 1-1512 (503 amino acids)
Biological process (GO): retrograde protein transport, ER to cytosol; endoplasmic reticulum unfolded protein response
Cellular component (GO): endoplasmic reticulum lumen
Source: RefSeq, a predicted model, not a curated record
AUGGGUCGCUCAGCAAGCCUGUCUCCGUGGCUGGUAUUGGCUUGUGCUGUGUCCAGCGUGUGGGCAAAUAAAAAGCCGUUCAACAUAAAUGACGAUAUUCUGGCUUAUCCCCAGUACCAAAUAACAUUCCCCGAGGAGUAUGUGCUUGAAUCUCAAGCUGAAGCAUUGCUCCAGUCCCAAGCCAGCCCUAGCCCCAAUGACCAGAACAACCCCCAAGUUUACAUAGGCAAGGAUAAAACAGACUUCACCAGCCACCACGAACAUGUGACUGGAUCUUUAUUCACCUACGAAGAAAUGAUACUCGAGGACCGGCGACUCCUCUGUCAGAUCCCGCGUGUCAUGAAUGACGACCAUAAUACGACGAGAGACAAGGAGAAUAACAAGGCCGAGGAGCAGAAGGAACUGGCUCGCGCAACAGAUCGUGGUCUGGAACUCCUACGUGAAAUGGAAGGGAGAUGUAUGUACUAUUUCUCUGGCUGGUGGUCCUACUCCUUCUGUUAUCAGAAGCAGAUCAAGCAGUUUCACGCGCUCCCCGCUGGCCGCGGCGUCCCCAAUUAUCCACCCAUCGAAGACACUACAACGCAUUCCUUUGUCUUGGGAAGAUUUAUUGGUGACAAGGCCGGGGAAGAGAAACAAUCUUCUAGAACGGAUGUGGCAGAGCUUCACACCAAGGGUGGCUCGCGGUACUUGGUCCAGCACCUGCGUGGCGGGACCAAAUGUGAUCUAACGGGGCGCGAGCGCAAGGUUGAAGUGCAGUUUCAUUGUCACCCACAAUCGACAGAUCACAUCGGUUGGAUCAAGGAGCUCACCACGUGCUCUUACCUAAUGGUGAUCUAUACCCCUCGACUAUGUGACGACGUUGCUUUUCUACCGCCACGGCAGGAUGAGGUACACACCAUCGAGUGCCGUGAAAUCCUGAUGCCCGACGAAGUCACCAAGUGGGAAGCUAUCAAAGAGUGGUACACGUCCAGCCAACUGGCCGAUACAGCUACAGGUGCGGAUGCGGAUGCGGAUGUCGCCCAAUCCGAGCGCCCGAUUAUCGGAGGAAUCGAAGUUGGAGGCCGCAAACUUGUUGGCAUGGAGGGCAAGGUAAUUGAAAAGGGGCGUGUGGCAUCCGCAGGCGAGGAGCGAGUGGAGGUGGUUGCGAAACGUGAGAAUGGCGAGAUUCGGAAAAUGUCCAAGCAGGUUCUGAAAAAGUACGACAUCGACCCGGAGAAACUGGAAGAGAUGAAGAAUCUAUUGGAAGAACAAGCCGACGGCAAAGACUGGACGCUAGAGGUUGUGGAAAGCAACGGUGUGAUUAAGUUCCAAGGCGUCCUUGAAGAAGACGAGGAAGACACCUGGAGCGACAAGCUGUCUCCAGAGAAACUACACGAAAACAAGGCAUCUGAAAAUUCCGCUGGUCAAAGAUCUAAGAAGCAGGAAACAGAAUCGGCUGAAAAGAAAAAUCCCUCCUCGAACAAGCCCGAAAAUAGCGAGGGCAGCAAGGAGACUUUUAAAGAUGAACUAUGA